UGUCUCUCUCAGUCUCUUCCCUCGUUCUCGCUCGUUUCUAGAGAAACCAAACCCUAGAACGCGCCAAAACGCAGGAGAGGAAGAGCCUGAAACUACUCUCGUUCAUCUCACUUGCUCGCGAUCCGAAUCCCAACUCAGCUUUUAACUAGUAGUCGGGGUGAUUUAAUUUUCUGUUAUGGGAUUUGACUGCUAUUUGAACUUCAGGAAGGUGUUGUUACCGAUGGCGUCAAUGUUUGUGGAAGCAGUGGCACCGACUGCUGAUGAGGUGGGGAACGCCUUUGUUCACCAAUAUUACCUUAUCUUGCCUCAAUCACCUGAGCUUGUCCAUCGAUUUUACCAUGAUAUCAGUAAGCUUGGUCGUCCUGGAGGAGACGGCGUGAUGAGUAUUACAACCACUAUGCAUGCUAUUGAUGAGAAAAUACGCUCCCUCGACUAUAAGGGGAUAAUGGCCAACAUUACAACUGUGGACGCCCAGGAAUCUUACAAUGGGGGAGUCAUUGUCCUCGUGACUGGAUUUUUAACUGGAAAAGACAGCAUAAGGCGGAAAUUUACUCAGAGUUUCUUCUUGGCUCCUCAAGACAAAGGCUACUUUGUCUUGAAUGAUGUGUUCAGAUAUGUUGAUGACGAACAACAGCAGAAGGGAAAUCAAGAAUAUGUUAACGCUGUUGAAGUUCCACUUGCUCCUAGCCAUGAUCCUUCUCCGGUACAGGAAAAUCACAUUUCUGAGCAUACAGCUGGUUCACCAAAGGAAACCAACGACGGGGAAUUGUACAGUCCCUCUGAGAAUGGUGAUGCUACCAUUGAAGAGGAGGCCCCCCUACCCGAGGAGGUUGAUGAAGUUCCUAAUGAUUCACAGGUGGUAAAUGCUGAAUAUAAUCCUGCAAUCGAGGAACUGACGAAGAAAUCUUAUGCUUCAAUUUUGAAGGUAAUGAAGGAAGGUGCUCCAUCUUUGUCCACUUUUACUCCAGCUCCUUCAAGGUCUCUUCUGAAGAGCCAAGAACGACCUAUAAUUUCUCCACCGCCUCCACCCCCAGUGUUGGAGACACCGAUUUUGAGCUCUGACCGUGGGAAUAAUCAAGAAGAUGAGGGUCCCUCUAUCUACAUUAAAGGUUUGCCCUCAAAUGCCACACCCGCUCUACUUGAGAACGAGUUCAAGAAGUUUGGACCUAUCAAGAGUGGUGGUAUCCAAGUUAGAAGUCAAAAGGGCUUUUGUUUCGGCUUUGUGGAAUUUGAAGAUGCAAAUGCUGUUCAAAGUGCAAUAGAGGCAUCACCCAUCUUGAUUGGUGGGCGUCGAGUUGUUGUCGAGGAGAAAAGGUCUAAAGGGGUCAACCGGGGACGAUCAUCAGGUGCUGGAUAUAGGAACGAGGGAGUGAGAGGACGUGGAAACUACAAUGGGAGCAGAGGUUAUGGUCGCAAUGACUCCUUCAAUAAUAGGAAUGAGUUUGGUAACAGGAGUGGAGGUCGGGGAGGAUUCUCAAACCGUGGAGAAAAUGGAUAUCAAAGGACUGAUAGCUUUGGUGGUCGUGGUAACCGAGCUGGUGGGUUGACUCUUAAUGCCGCUGUCAAGAGUUCUUCCCCACAUGUGUCUGCUUCUGCUUGAUGAACCAAUAGGCUUUUGAAGGCAUCGGAGAGUAGUUGAAAGAUAGGCUUUUUUGUAGUGUAGUGAUUUUUCAAAUUGGUUAGAUAGCAUGAAGAGAGAGCACAUUGGGGGAAUGGGGUAAUAACAGAAGUUUUCUUAAGAUUUUUUUUCUCUUGGCUCCUUUUCUGCCUUCAAUUUAUUUUAUGAAUCCGCCUUCAAUUUAUUUUAUGAAUGAAUUUUUGGUACAAUACUCGCUGUUGAUGUUUUAUUGCACAUUGGUGAAUUAAUAUCGAGGCUUUAUAGCGCCAACUUUAUUGAGGGCAA
Molecule: messenger RNA, 1903 nt
Organism: Tripterygium wilfordii
Lineage: Eukaryota; Viridiplantae; Streptophyta; Magnoliopsida; Celastrales; Celastraceae
Product: nuclear transport factor 2-like
Exons: 10
Coding region: 176-1600 (474 amino acids)
Cellular component (GO): cytosol; ribonucleoprotein complex
Molecular function (GO): mRNA binding
Source: RefSeq, a predicted model, not a curated record